Sparassis crispa is the source of this 750-nucleotide messenger RNA. RefSeq lists its product as hypothetical. The record is from RefSeq and is a predicted model, not a curated record. The transcript is spliced from 2 exons. Lineage: Eukaryota; Fungi; Basidiomycota; Agaricomycetes; Polyporales; Sparassidaceae. Bases 1 to 750 code for a protein of 249 amino acids.
AUGGCGACACAACCAUCGUCCCAAUUUGCUGCCCUUUUGCGGCAGUCAAAAUUCGCGUCGUUUGACCCAGCAAUCGCGCAGGCUUACACUUCCUAUGGCGGACACGCCUACCGUGGCAACUUUGGUUUCAAACGGCCGCUGCCUGUUCGUCAUCGGAAUGCCACUGUAUUCGUUCAUGCCGUGGAUUCGAGGCAGCAGCAAACAGAAUGGAAAAGCGCGGAGCAACAGAGGAGGUGGAUCCAGAUGUGGGACGAGGUCGGGGCAACACCACAUGUCAGAGGGGGGAGUACAUGGUCGAACAAGCUGGGCCCUCUCGGCGAGAUCAGGUGGCAGGUGGACUCGGAGUUUGGUAGUUCGGAUUCAGGAGUGGACGACAGAGGUGUUGGAGCGGCGUUGACGGGCAAGAGCACCGCGGUCGCGAACAUUAAUGCCAUGCCGGAGAGGGAAUUCGAGCGUUACCUCGAGAAGCUACGCAAAAUGCGGCCAGCAUUCCGAGAGUACCUGAAGAAGCAUUUGGAGAAGGAGGGGCGCGGAUCCGUGCCGACCACGCUAUGGGAGCAAUCAAUUAAACCCAGGACGGACGAAUACCUCAAGGACUUCCGCGCUACGCAGGCGUACGAGGAGUAUAAAUCUCCCACUGCGACAUCCAUCGAGCAGCAGCCCCAGAAAAGCCCAGACGUGGACGGGUCCUCUCGCAGCUGCGGGACCGCUACGGGCCUUCCGAUUACAUCGCUGAAUUCGCCGGCAUGA